UUCGCUCCCGCCUGCUGCCUGCCUGCUCCUUUCCUCAACCCUCCGUCCAAACGAGCAGCCCAAAAGAGGACAAAGACCUCAUCAGACCCAUCAUCCCACGCCCACACACGCCCACAUCUUUGUCCCCAACAAGGAACACACACCCCUCGGACGUGUAUUCGCAUUGACCAAGCCGAGUCGAGCAGUCGUCCUCUUUGCGAGCUUCAUUAAGCCGAUCCUUCAUCGACGACGUGUGUCCGAUCGCCAUCCCCUCCUAGCAGCCUUAUAAACCGCUCCCUGGCCUGCCCCACCCCGGCGUCCCCACUCCCAGUCUCGCACAGCCCCGCUUGUCAGCCCGCGCCCGCCCGGUUUACUAUGGCCCUUGUCGAGCUCAGUGUCAACACUGUCCAGCCACACAAGCACUGUCCCUUCUCGCCGACUGUCUCCGUCGUCGACACCGGCAUGGCCUAUAAAUACGCCCCGCCCCCGUCCUCCACACUGCCCCCCCUCUCCGUCCCAGUGCUCUCCAAGCCCAAGGCACUCUCGAUCUCCACCUCUCUCGUACAGCCUUCGAUUCCUUCCAAUCCCCAUCCACCAAUACCUCCCCUGUCCAUCCCCCAGCGCAGCGAUCCACAAAGCUAUGGACACGACUACGCACGGACACAACAGCAGCAGCAUCACACGCGUCCCUUCUCUCCCGCGCCACCGCCACUCUCCAUGUCACUAUCUCUUUCCCAAUCGCAGUCUUCCCAACCACCAAAACCAACCCCGGGCCCUUCACGUCCGAGUCUCUCCCUCCAGCUCGGCUUCCAGCCCCCACAGCCAUCCUCACACCCAUUCUCCCACCCCUCCCCACUAUCGAUAUCGACAUCAUCAUCAUCCGCAUCGACCUCACGCGUCGCCUCGCCCGCACCCAUGUCUUCCCUAUCCGCCAUCUCGACCUCCACUUCCUCAUCUAUGUCCUACUACGGCUGCACAUCCCCACUGAGUCCUUCCUCGGAUUAUCUCACGCCUACGUCCGCGUCUACGUCAUAUUACACCCCCACCUCCGCCUUUCCGUCCUCUUCCUCACAUUCCCACUCGCGCACUAAAUCGACACAGCUCUUCAGUCCGAGCUCAGCGAAUUCUCUAGGUCCAGUCCCUGCAGCUACAGCACUGUCAACACGCUGGGAACUCUCCCCGCAUGGCAAUGUCUCCGAAAUCAUCCCUGGCUUGCUCAUCUCCGAUCUAUCCAUCGCAGAGGACGAAGAGAGCUUGGAAGAGCUGGGGGUGACGCAUGUGUUGAGUGUCAUGCCGGGGAAGGUGAAUGUGCCGAGGGAGUGUAGGAGGUAUAAGAGGAGGACGAUCGAACAUUUGCAGGUGGCGAUAUAUGAUAAUCCGUUUGAGGAACUCGUUGCGCAUUUGCCGAAGACGACGGAUUGGAUCUGUGAGGCUUUACAUCCCGCUGCUUCGUCACAUUCUUCGCGUCCGGCGCAUCAACGCCAUUCGUCGUCUUCUUCGUCUAUGUUAUCUUCUGGCACGAAUACGCCGACGCCUUCCCGACCCUCUUCACGCGCGCAACAUCAUCCCCACUCCCACUCUCAAUCCUACUCUUCACCCUCGCACCUCCACCCUUCUCAAUUCCAACCUCACCCACAAUCCCAAACGACCCAAAACAAAGUCCUAGUCCACUGCGCCCUCGGCCGCUCCCGCUCCGUCUCCGUCGUCUGCGCCUACCUGAUACAUACACAUGGAUAUAGUACCGACGAGGCGCUCGAGCUGGUGAAGAGGACGAGGAGCGUGGCGCAGCCGAAUUCGGGGUUUGUGGGGCAGUUGGGGGAGUGGGCGAGGGGGGUUGGGAGGUGAGGGGUGGUGGCGAGUGGGCAAGGUGUGGGGAUGGGGAUUAGAGACGCGUGGGCGGAAGUGUGUCUUGGGACGCGGCGCUAGCGAAGAGCAGAGGAGAGGAGCGAGCAGGAGAGGAUCGGAGAUGAGGUGAAUUGGGCGUUGGUUGGGAUUCGGAUUCGGGGCCGACGUCGUUCUCGUUUCGUUUCGCCUCACCCUCCUCCUCCGCCGCCGCCUCCUUCGCCGCUGCCGUUGAUGUCAUCCUACGGUCUACUACCUCCGCGCCGAGGAUGCGUUGGGUUGGGAUGGGGUGUUUGCAGAUUGUGAUACCACCGAGCGGCGAUGCGACGGCUUGGUCUUCCGUUUCUUUUUGACGUUCUGACGUUCUGAUGCGGAUGGGUGUUGUUGCGUGUUCUACUUCCUUCUAUUUUCUGGGUGGGCGUUCGCGCGCUGAGGACGGAGGACGGAGGGUUGAUGAUGGCAUCAUCAUGCAUUAUGCUGAUGGCAUGGGUGGGUGGGUGAAUCAGCUACUAAGUUGGCGCUCGUCUGUUUUUUCUUUCUAUUCACGGCGUUCUGUUUUUUUCCUUCCGUUUUGAUCUACUUCACGCAUAACUUAUUCGAGCUUCGUCUCCUGGCUCCUGGGCCUCGGGCUCAGGCAGGCAGGCGAGGGUCUCAUUCCUCUUCCUCUCUUCCUCUUUCCUUUUCUCAUCAUCAUUAUCCUCUUUCUCAUUCUCAUUCUCAUCCUCCCUCUGAACUCCGCUCGUUUAUCGACAUCGUGUCUACCGAGAUGUUCACGUUUCCACUAGUACUGUUGAUGGGUUUUUUUAUGUGUUCUCUUUAUUUGUGAUUGUGAUGGGUUCGGUUAUGGCGGUUGUACGUAUAACUCUUCUAAGUAUUCAUGAACUCUUCCUUUUUUGAACAUUAUUUCUCUUUUUGUGUUCCCGCCGUUCAAGUUCAAGUUCGAGUCGACAUCGACACCGCUAGUUUUAUUCUCCUCCUUCGCGGGUACAUACAACCCUACAUACAACCGUACAUACGUGCAUAUAUGGCCCGCCCCCACAUACCGCCCGCCCAUACCAGUCACGGUACCCAUCAUACCACAUCCUACCCCAUUGACACGACAGAUACAUAGUAUUAUGGCACGUACAUACCACCACUGUCACUGUCACAUUCAUACUUCAUACCAUACCAUACCAACGCAAUGCGCCCUAAGUCCGUGUGCGGUGUGCGACGGUGUGCGAUCUGUGGUCACUGGAUAGUGUAAACGAAGGAAGGAACGAGGAAGGAUAAGAGGAAGAGAUGGAAGGGAAAGGGAAAGGGACGAAGAGAAGGGAAAGGC
This is a messenger RNA of Stereum hirsutum FP-91666 SS1, 3139 nucleotides long. RefSeq names its product phosphatases II. NCBI's taxonomy places the organism in Eukaryota, Fungi, Basidiomycota, Agaricomycetes, Russulales, Stereaceae. Gene Ontology annotation, biological process: protein dephosphorylation. Gene Ontology annotation, molecular function: protein tyrosine/serine/threonine phosphatase activity. Gene Ontology annotation, cellular component: cytoplasm. The coding region runs from base 355 to 1824 and encodes 489 amino acids. The transcript has 2 exons. The record is from RefSeq and is a predicted model, not a curated record.